Molecule: messenger RNA, 4470 nt
Organism: Dendroctonus ponderosae (mountain pine beetle)
Lineage: Eukaryota; Metazoa; Arthropoda; Insecta; Coleoptera; Curculionidae
Product: potassium voltage-gated channel protein Shaw
Exons: 10
Coding region: 168-1832 (554 amino acids)
Biological process (GO): potassium ion transmembrane transport; protein homooligomerization
Cellular component (GO): dendrite membrane; axon; neuronal cell body membrane
Molecular function (GO): delayed rectifier potassium channel activity; protein binding
Source: RefSeq, a predicted model, not a curated record
ACUAGCGCUGCAUCAUGACUGCAUCAAAGUGAAUGAAAAUCACAAGCAAAAUAGUGAAAAGUCGAAUCAGGUCAUAGGCAGCGAUUAACACAAUGAAAAAAAUUACAUGGUACCUCAAUUCGACGAGUCGCCCAGAGAUCAAAUACGUACUCCAAAAGUAAUUCAAUAUGAAUAACACAAUGAACAUGGUGGAUGCGGAAAAUCGCGUAGUGUUGAACGUGGGAGGAAUUCGACAUGAAACCUACAAAGCUACGCUGAAGAAAAUUCCUGCCACUCGACUUUCUCGACUCACCGAAGCGUUGGCAAAUUACGAUCCCGUUCUUAACGAAUAUUUUUUUGACAGGCAUCCUGGAGUCUUCGCUCAAGUUCUGAAUUAUUACAGGACUGGAAAACUUCACUACCCUUCAGAUGUUUGUGGUCCUCUCUUUGAAGAGGAAUUAGAAUUUUGGGGCCUUGAUGCAAACCAAGUAGAACCCUGUUGUUGGAUGACAUACACCCAACAUAGAGACACCCAAGAAACUUUAGCUGUUUUAGAUAGGUUAGAUUUAGAUACUGAAAAACCGAGCGACGAAGAAAUAGCUAGGAAAUUUGGUUUUGAAGAUGCCUAUUUCAAGGGCAGAUUAUCAUGGUGGCAGUUAAUGAAACCUAAACUAUGGUCUCUAUUUGAUGAACCCUACUCGUCAACAGCGGCAAAAGUAAUAGGAGUUUUGUCAGUAUUUUUUAUCUGCGUGUCUAUUUUAUCGUUUUGCCUGAAAACCCAUCCCGACAUGAAAGUUCCAGUCAUCAGUAGGAUACUUGUGCGGACAGCGAACAAUUCGAGUGAUUAUGUUUUAGACAAAUCGGACACUGAUGCUCACAUAGCAUUUUUUUAUAUCGAGUGCUUUUGUAAUGCCUGGUUUACUUUCGAAAUUUUAAUCAGGUUUAUAGCAAGUCCAAACAAAUGCGACUUUAUCCGAUCGUCAGUUAACAUCAUUGACUACAUAGCAACUGCAAGCUUUUAUAUUGACUUGCUGUUGAGGCGAUUCGCAUCCCAUUUAGAAAAUGCCGACAUCAUGGAGUUCUUCUCUAUAAUCCGAAUUAUGAGGCUCUUCAAACUAACGAGGCAUUCCUCCGGACUGAAGAUUCUAAUACAGACUUUUAGAGCUUCAGCGAAAGAACUCACGCUACUGGUGUUUUUUCUUGUUUUAGGAAUUGUUAUAUUCGCCAGUUUAGUGUACUAUGCCGAAAGGAUACAAACGAACCCGGACAACGACUUUAAAAGCAUCCCUUUAGGACUAUGGUGGGCUCUAGUCACUAUGACUACAGUGGGCUAUGGGGAUAUGGUGCCCAAAACCUACAUUGGGAUGUUUGUGGGUGCCUUAUGUGCCUUGGCAGGUGUACUGACGAUAGCUUUACCAGUACCUGUGAUUGUAUCAAAUUUUGCUAUGUAUUAUAGUCAUACGCAGGCUCGAGCCAAACUACCGAAAAAACGACGUCGUGUUCUCCCAGUAGAGCCUACUAGAGGCCCAAGGAUACCAGGCCCUGUUAUGCCCGGGGCUGCCCCGGGCCUGGGCAAUGCAGCAGGACCGGUGGCAGCCCAAAACCGAAGAGUAAACGCAGUCAAAUCGAAUCAUCCGAGCAGAGAAAACCUGUUGGGCGCCCCUGUACCAAAAAUGGGACUGAUAGGGGUAACGGCCUCCCUCAAUCCAAACGGCGUUGGUCUCGAAUCAAAUCCAGCAUUUUUAAUGGCGAGACCCCAGUGUGACUUGAAAACUACUAUCACACAUCCAGACACCAAAGUAAUUCUCUCUCAGGAAUCAGGAAAGUGUCACACCACAAUGGUGAACUCUUAAAAAUAUGUCCGAACUUAUUGAACUUCGUAUUGUAAUCCUGUCUUUGAUGGCUUCAUUACGUAUCAAAACAAACACACCCGAAGAGUUUGAAAUUUUAUUUUAGAUAAAUAGCUAAUAAAGGAUACGAAAUUAAUUAUCUAAGACAAAAAGGAUAUUUGAACGUUCAUAUUACAAGGCAACGAUACCUGAAGCAUUAAAUAAAGUCCACCUUUACACAUAAAGUACCCACGAGGAAAAUCAUAUUGAAUCCUAGGCACCCAACAAGCCAAUUAUUCAACAGCAGACAUAAUUAAUGUCUGUAUAAAUCUGGAUACAACGCAAUUAUUUCGUACGAAAUAUUUUGUCUAUAAAAUAAUAAAACGGCGGUUGCUGUUACCUGCCGAAUGUCCAUCAGAAAAUAAUUAAUUUCCUUUUUUCUGUUAUUCCAAUACUUGUUAAAUUAAUAAAAGUUUGAAAGUUUUACACACUAUAAAAAUACUCGCGAGUUAGCAAAAAUUAAAAUUAUAAUAAUUAGUUUUGAUAGCGUGACGCGGACCUUGGCGAUGUUCAGAAAAAAAAUAUUUCUAUUUUUUGCCAACGUAUUUAUACUUGAAGCCGCAGCAAUAAAGUUGUAGUAUUUUUAAUACUUCAAGUACAAACAAGUAAUUCUAAUAAAUAAACAUUUGCCGCAUUUUCAGUUAGUAAUGAUUAAACAUUUUUAUUAAUUUAGCUAAUAUUCGAAUAACAGAAUAGAAGAAAGUAAUUGUUUCCUGCUGGACAUUCGGUUAUCAAAUAUUUCAUCCGAAUUAAGUGAAACAAAACAUGUUAAAUUAGCUAAUUUCUAUCAGCUCAGCAUCGGACCAAAAAAUAACUUACUGUAAUUGAAAAACGAAAUUUCAUAAAUAAUACUAAUAAAAUAACUUGCAUGUUUACAUACUACUUGAUUUUUAAGUGAAACACUACCACUGACUGAAUUCAAACUAUUCUUGGCAAAAUACUACUAUAUGGGUUGAGCCACGAUGUAUCGAAAAACAGAAAGUCAGCAGUUCAAUUACCCCUUCAAUGAGGAUUUAUUAGACUGUUAACACAGGGUUGUAAGGACAUUUCUAAAUGAAUGCGGUUGUUUGCAAAAUAUUCCUAGUUUAUAGAACUUGGGUGCAUUAUAAAUAGUGUAUAUUGUUGCCACUGUUUGGACAUUUGUUUGUAAAAUAUGCUUAUACCAUUGUAAUAUACUAUAUUUUACUUUAAUGCAUCUAGAAAAUUAAUGAACUUAGAUAGACAUGAAAUAAGAUUCGCUCAGUAGAUAUAAAUCUGUUGUAAUAUAUCUCCAGUUAUACUAUUUCUUACACUUGCGUAUUAUAAGGGUUAAUUCUGUUUGCAUUAAUAAAAAUUUGCCCUACAAAUUUAAUAUAAUGUAAAUCCAACUAAAAUCUUAUAUCUGGGCUCAAAAAAAUUUUUCAUAUCAACUAUGAUUUAAUCUUAACACAACCCACUGAAAACAUUCUGAGAUUGUAUGAUUUGAAAUCGUUGUUAGUUCAGUUGUUCAACGUAAUUUUCUUACUACUUAAAAGCCUGAAAUUACUUUCUUGUGAUUUUAUUCUAAACUCAAAUAUUAUUGAGUACUUCAAAAAAAGUCCUUUAUUGAGCUACGGUGCUAUAUAAAAACAUUAAGAAAAUCAAAUGUGUACGCACGAAAAAUUCUAAAUUUCUAAACACUGCAUUCAGAAAAAUCAAAUUAUUGAAGCCUAUUUGCAGAAAGCAUUCCAAAUAAAGUGGACACAAUAAUGUGAUUUUAGGCAAAAAUCUGACCAGCCGUACAAGAAAAACACUGAAUAUUUAGAUAAGUAUAUACACAAAUAUGAGGUUGGACCAACUGGUAACUGUAAUUAAAUUACAUACAUUCUAUGUGAUAUUUAAAGUGUGAAAGUUUUCAAGAAACUUUUAUCUUCUAAGAUCAAAUUUAUUGAACGAUUACAUUUUAGAAUAAUUAAAUUCAUUAUAUGCACAAAUUUUAAAAGAAAAAUGUUGUUGAUAAAUUUUAUUCUUGUUCAAAUUGCUUAGGUUUUCAACACGUGAUUAUACUUUAAUAGUCAUUCAAUUUUUUUGGAAGUUUCCUGCUAAAAGCCUUAUCAAGGGACGUUCCAACUUUUUAGACCACUUAAAAUGUUGUUGUUUUCAAUAAUUUGCUGAAACAAUAGGAGUAUCACAACAAUAUCUAAACACCGAUAUAAUAUGGGAAAAUUUUGUAUCUAAAGCGGCCCACUUCAAAGCUGAAUGUACUAUAAAAAUAUGUAGCUACAUAUCUUCUUUAUUAUACAUAGGUAACAAUAAGUUGUACAAUACAAAGCUUGAGUCAUCACACACGUAAGAUCCAUACAGGAAAUAUUUUGCUUCUACGAAAUAACUGUAAAAUACAUUUUUUGAUCCUACUAUAGUGUUAAGACAAAUUUAGACCAACUUUUCUUAACUUAAUAUUGUUCUAGUUGUUACUGAUUUAAUGAUAUUUUCUGAUUGUUAAUGUUAUAAAAAAUUAGGUUUAAUGAUAAUUUGUUUUGUAAAUUGGUAAGUUUGCACCAGCAUUGUUAAAUUCUUCCUCAUCUACUUAGUAUACAGUUGUAUUAAUACAGUUCUAUUAAAUAAACAGAAUUUUCAUAUCUUA